Molecule: messenger RNA, 7443 nt
Organism: Ustilaginoidea virens
Lineage: Eukaryota; Fungi; Ascomycota; Sordariomycetes; Hypocreales; Clavicipitaceae
Exons: 3
Coding region: 1-7443 (2480 amino acids)
Biological process (GO): phosphatidylinositol phosphate biosynthetic process
Cellular component (GO): endosome membrane; fungal-type vacuole membrane
Molecular function (GO): metal ion binding; 1-phosphatidylinositol-3-phosphate 5-kinase activity; ATP binding
Source: RefSeq, a predicted model, not a curated record
AUGGCGAGCAGUUCGGCGUCAAAGCCAGCGCCGCCAGCCUCUCCAGCUCCUUCGGUUGCAGUCAGCUCACCCAUUAGCUUUCGAAACCGCCGAGGCUCGACAAACUCCAUAUUGUCGACCAUAGAUAAGGAACGCCUUAUACACGCCCUCGAUGAGAUACAUACGUCGGCGAGCCGGAGUGAUUCUCUGACCACUUUCAAUGACUAUGCUCCCCCCCCCGAGGGAAUUCCCGAUUCCGAAAGCAGAACCGGAGCCAGCGACCUUGUUCAAGGUCUCAGCGGCUUAUAUAACCGAUUUCGAGAAGCCGUUGGCGGUGUUAGCCCCACAAAGACUGUCAGAGAAGGAAAAGAUGGCAAAGAUAAUCCACUGCAAGCAUUGGAAGCUGCCUCUAAACGGUCCUCCAUCACCCCUAGCCAUGCGUCUCGGCCCUCGAUAUCGUCGCUGACUCGGGUUGACACUAAUGCUACCCUCACCACGCAAUCUACAUCUGCCCCUGUCCUGACAGACUUAUCUUCGCCUACUUUUGCGUCCACCUCUGCGGACAGCAGCCGUUCACAAGGGCCUCAGUCUACAAAGCCUACGACCAUUGGUCUCAUGGCCGGCCCGAGAUCUAGCUCCUCCAGUAGACAGAGCUUGCCAACCAAGGCCACAAGCUCCGUCAUUGCUGACCCUACCAUAGCGCCGCCUGCCAACCUGAAACGUAACGCAAGUCGUAGUACGAUCCGCACCGAGGAUAGCGUCGGGCCUGGAUCUAGCCGGAGAAGUCUCAGUAGGGCUGAACCUCAAGCAGAACAUGCUCCUCUACGUGAUGUACAAGAUUCAAGACUGCCACCACGGGCUGGUCGAAGCGAUGCUUCUAGUAUUGACGGCAGCCUGGAUGCCCCCUUCAGCCCGGUCAAAGCGACAGUCCCUACAACCCCAUCCGCCGUGCCCGGCCGCCAUCAUGUGCGGAAACCGUCUGUUUCGUCGGCCAUGCUGCAUGUGCAUGACUAUAGAAGAACACCCGCCGUGAUUGACAGAAUCAGUCGAUCCCGAUCACCGAAAUUCCCCGGCUCUAGGGACCCAUCGUCGGAUAGAGGCCACUCUGCUGCUGCUAGUGCAAUCACCACUUCGGCUCAUGGCUCUGUUCACCGCGACUCAUUUGGUCAAGGGCUGCAAUCUAGGUAUCUGCACCCGGACUCGGGUCGUGUACCUGGGACAAGUCGAGGGCAUGAACGAGCUUCUGAACAGAUGAGCGCCCAACUCGAUAAGAUGAGAAGACAGGUCUUGAGUAAGGAGUUUUGGAUGAAGGACGACACAGUGAAAGAGUGCUUCCUGUGCCAAACCCCGUUCACAGCAUUCCGUCGAAAGCAUCACUGCCGCACGUGUGGUUGUAUAUUCGACUCCAAAUGCACAACCGUGGUGUCUGGCGAAAAAUUUGGUGUUCAGGGGUCGUUGAGAGUGUGCAAGAACUGCCUUGAAGUCAUAACUCGUCGCUUCGACGGAAGUUGCUCCGAGGAUUCUGGCGAUGAGCGAUCUUUUCUACCCAGGAUCUUUGGCCCAUAUAACCCAAAAGAGUCGUCGGAGACAGUGACGAGCAAAUCCAAACCGCCAAGUGUAGCAGCGGGCUCCGAAGGGUCUGAGGAGUCUCGGCCUCUCGCCACUCCGAUGAUGGCCAUCCCGGCCACCCGUCGAGUAAGGGACUCUGCCAAUAGAACGUCAGCAGUACUGGAGAUUGAUGCUCCCCAGCUCAGCCGCCCGAGCUCAUCACGCUCACUCAGAUCACUGACUACGUCGGGUCGACCUCAGUCAUCUGCCGGUCACAAGCGCCAUCAUUCUAAGCAUGGGUUUCUUGGUCGAUUCAAGCCUACUCAGGAGCAGCAGGCCCCCUUCAGAAAAGGAAUUGACGAUGAAAAUGCCAAGACGCCGAAAUUCCCAGCCUUUCACGACGACAACAUCAUCGAUCCGGACUUGGCCGACUACAUGUCCGAGGAUUCUAGUGGAGACGAGCAGAUGGGCAUCUUUGCAACCAUGGCGGGACCAGAUGCUCAGUCCACAAGUUACGAGAACGACAGGGCGGGCUUUCCUUCUUAUGUGAAUCAAACCAGAAAGCAUAGGCAACGUCACGGCGAAAAGAGUAUCAGCGGUAUGAGCUAUGUCAGCAGAGGAUUGUAUGACGAAACAAGCGGGCCGAACAGCUUCUUAAACCACCGCAGAUCGGCACGGCGGAGAAAUCUAAGCAAUGUUAGUGCAAGUGGUCAUCUUCACAGCUCGCCUCGUCCCAAGUCUGCAGUCUACAAGGAUCCCUCAGCAUCCUCUGAAAUGAUUUUUGGAUUAGAUCAUCCAACUCAUUCCGGAACCCAGUUGAUGAGGAGUGACUCAUUGCGCAAGAGAAUGUUGCCCAAAAGGGAACUCAAUCGCUCUAGCUUGAAGCAUGUCGACAGGCUACUGCAUCAACUCCUGGACGAUGCUCAGAUUCCCAAUCCAGGCGCGUGGCAAAAGUCUCUUGUGCCUAUCCUGCUUCAGCUGACAGAUGACGUGACUCCGGAUGUCGCCAAAGGCGAAGACAUGGACCUGCGGCAUUACGUGAAGCUCAAGAAGAUACCUGGCGGGCGACCGGGUGAUACUUCCUACAUCUCCGGAGUUGUUUUCACCAAGAACCUGGCUUUGAAGAGCAUGCCGCGAAGAAUCACCAAUCCUCGAGUUGUGCUCGUGACUUUCCCAAUCGAGUACCAGCGCCAACAACAGCAAUUUAUGAGCCUGCAGCCUGUAAUCGAACAAGAGAAGGAAUUCUUACGAGUUGUGGUGCAACGCAUUACAAACCUCAGACCGCAAGUCCUACUUGCGCAGAAAGGGGUCUCGGGAGUUGCUCUCCAAUAUCUGUCCGAGGCUAACAUAUCCGUGGCCUAUAACGUUAAAGAUACCGUUAUAGAGGCUGUUGCCCGAUGUGCAGAGGCUGAAAUCAUUGAAACCUUGGACAUGUUGGCGCUUCCAGUCAAAGUCGGCCGGUGCUCUGCAUUUGAAGUGCGCACCUUUGUGAACAACGGUUACCCUGGCAGAAAGAAGUCCUACAUCUUUCUUUCCGGAUGCCGCCCGGAUUUAGGAUGCACGAUCGCGUUACGUGGAGCGACCGGCGAGCUUCUUAGGCGAGUCAAGGACAUCAUGGAGUUUAUGGUAUACGUCGUCUACAACCUAAAAUUGGAGACGAGCCUCCUUCGGGAUGGGUCUGUGGAACCUCCAGAGGACAGCGAAACCUCCCUCUCAAACUCUCUGCAGGGAUUGAAUGAGAGCUUCCGGUCUACCAACUCUGGGGGAGAGUGCAACAAGCCUGGUUUGACAAUGAUUAUCAAUCAUGCUUCAAGUGAAAGCGAGCCGCCGUCGCAAGUCACUGCGGAUAGCGCCAGUACGGGUGCUGAGGAAGCGGAUGUCUCGGCGCAGCCAGGAGCAGCGCAGAGUCAGGAGCCAGCCAAGCUUGUGUCUCUGCAUGCCAAUCAUACUCAUGUUGCCACCGACAGCCAGGUUCCGGAUGAUGUACCAAUGCCGACAUUCUACAGUGACAUGGUGGCCAAAUAUGAGACCAAAAUUCUGUCCGCGUCUCCGUACGUCAAGUUCAAGCAACCCUAUCUUUUGAUGAGAGCGCGUGAGCAGGAGAGAAGGCUUCUGUAUCUUCGCCGGCUUCGCGACCAGGAUGCUGUGGAAGAAGACUCGGAAAAAGCCGGCCGCCAUAGGUUUCAGCUCAUCAAGCCAGAAAUGGUGGAAAAGAUUGGCCAGCGAGCCUCUCGACAGGUGAUGGAGGUGCUCCACGCUGUCCAUGAUGCAGAAUACGACAAGGCCCUCUUCAAUUAUCAGACUCAAACCCGCCAAUGGGAGACCUACAUCCAAGGCAAUCUGGAUUUGUUUGACCCUUAUUCGCAUCAAAAUAUCGUGGUCCUCUUUUCUGUCAUUUGCACCGAGACAAAGAUUCCCUGUGUAGAGCCCGGCUUGGUCGCCAUCAAUUUCUAUGACGAGCAACACGUUGACACUGGCAUGGAUGCUGACUGUACGCUGGGUCAGUAUAUUGAAGACCUUGCAUACAGUAAAAAUGACAUAUGCAACUCCAACGGAUGUGAAAAGAAGCUGGCAGACCAUCACAGAACGUAUGUUCAUGAUGAAUAUCGCAUUACCGUUUUCGUGGAUCAUGUUGCGAAUCCUUCUCCACGACGUCCAGAACUUGGUGACGGCAUCACGAUGUGGACUUACUGCAAGCUUUGUAAGAAGGACUCGGAAGAAGUGGCCAUGUCUGAUGCUACCUUCAAGUACUCCUUCGGCAAGUAUUUGGAGCUUCUCUACUGGGGUCAGGGUUUAAGGAUCAAAAAUGUCGAGGGCUGUCCGCAUGAUCAGCACCGCGAUCAUGUUCGGUAUUUCAGCCUUCGCGACUCCAGAGUUCGGAUCCACUGGGACCCUAUUGACCUUCUUGAGAUUGUUGUUCCAAGGGCGAGGAUAACUUGGAAAGUAGCCAACGACUUGAAAUUGAAAAACGACAUCUACAACAAAAUGGAAGAGCGCUGGGGCAAGUUCAUGGCAUCGGUGCGCGCAAGGUUGAAGAGCAUCCGGACGGAAAGCCUUCUUCCUGAGAAAGCCGAGUUGUGCAAAGCGGAGGUAGAAAGGUUGAUGAAGAAGACCCAAGAAGAACAACCAGCCGUCAUCCGACAGAUGCAGCGCGCUUAUGUGGAGUCGAAGUACUAUGAAGUCGUUCCCUUCAAUAAGAUCAUUCGGGAUAUGUUGGAGAAGGCUGGCGAGUGGGACCAAGUAUUUGCAAAGUUCGAAGCUGAUUUUCUGGGAGACCGCGACAUGCGGCAAAUCACCAUGAUGCAGUUGAAGAAGAUCUUCACUGAUAACGAAUCUAAAGAUUCGCUAGCGUCGAACGAUGGCACUGGGUCGGCUGCCGAUAGCGACGAUCGGCCUUCUCAAACUUUUACAGAAGCUGCGGAUAAGAGCACGCAGCCCACUGAAUAUACCGACACUGGCAUGGAUAACAGCGCCAUCUCGUCUCCGCCAUUGGCCGAGAAGCAGGAAGAGGAAGAAGGAAAACUCGACGUGUCUCCGCAAGGGGCGAUCGAGCCAGUGGAAGGCUUGGAAACCACCGUAUCCCCCGAACUGACGGCGACGUCAGCCGCUGUACCGCAAAAUACAGCUGGUACCGAAGCAGUCUCUCGGAUCCCGGUUCCUCAAAAUCCUACAUCGGCCCGACCUCCGCAACCGUCUGUUGGGGCUGGCCGCAGUCCGACAGACUCGUCCAAUUUUGGCCAAUCUCUGUCCGAAAAGAUUGACCAGAUGCGUCGUGAGCAAGCCAUGCAAAACACAGAGGAUGCGUUGAUGACGCCAAGACCUGGGGCUAGCCGAACUCCUGGCCGCCAUUCAGGUUCCAGUACCUCGCCAACUUUGGUGAGGGCGCCUUCGCAGCCUGCCAGGGUGUUGCCUAAAUCGCAACCUGCUGCUACCAGAGCUCAAGGAGGAGGCAAGGACAACAUGGUUCCAGCUGCUACUGAUCCUGUGACAGAAACUCCAUCAGAGGGCUCCAUCAAGGUAGACAAGAAGCUGUCAGAUCGACUGGGGUUGACGGCCCUGAAGAGCCGCGGCAAGAGUGCAGCAUCUGGCAUUCCGCGUCUCUCACACAAAAAGAAGGAAUCAAAGGUGUCGACAUUGGCUAGACAUUUCGAGCAACUUAGCCGUGAAUUUGAGAAGGAACGCAUUCGCGAUCGCAAGGAGAGAGCCGCCAGCCUUGGACAACCUCGCGCCAGGCUCCCGAGAACAUCGACGAAAGCCAUUGUGCAAGUCUAUGACGAUGUAGCUGAAGCAUUUGAAGAACACGGGCCCUCGAAUGAGCAGUUUUCUGGUCGCGACAGCGAUCAGUUUCAAAAUAAAGCAGCGCCACAAAAGGCCGAAGAAGACGCGUUCCCCAAGCCUGAGCCUGUCGCUACGCUGCCGACCCCUAUUGAGGAGGAGGCGGAUGGCAAAGUUGGAGAAGAAGGAGAAGAGGGAGGUGGUCAGAAGACAGAGAAUGGGGCUGUUCCCGAGGGUGAAACCAGCCAGGCGACCUCGGAUGAUGAAGCAGCAACCAGCGACAUCGAAUCUUCUAUUGCAGACGAGUUCCUGCCCGACAUUCAAGAAUUAGCCGAAGCUCUAGAGCCAAGCACCGAAAUUCCCCUGGAACUCCCAAAACACCAAAAAACGAGUCUGAUGAAAUACCUCACAAAUUUCUGGGCGGAGACGUCAGCAAGCGGAUGGCCACCUCUCGAGUACCCCAUCAACCCUACAGAUCACAUAUUUGUCGAUUCCGACAUCAUUGUUCGAGAGGAUGAGCCAAGCUCGGUCAUUGCGCUUGCGCUGAACAGCGACGAUUAUAAAAACAAGCUUUCCACAAUUAGAAGGGAGGCUCAGGGAGUGAUACAACGUGAAGUAGAAGGGCCUAGCGACGGCGAAGCUCCAUCUCUACCGACAUCGGAGGCUGGCGACUACAUGGUUGACGAGACGGAGCUGGAAAAGAGCUUACUUCGAGCAACCGGCACGCAUCUGAAGUAUCAAUUCAAGGAAGGUGCUGCGAUGAUGACCUGCAAGAUUUUCUACGCAGAACAAUUUGACGCCCUCCGACACAAAUGCGGAGUGGCUGAGAGAAUAAUUGAAACCUUGUCCCGCUGUCUCAAAUGGGACUCUAGGGGUGGAAAGACCAAGUCUGUUUUUCUCAAGACACUGGAUGAUAGACUUGUGUUGAAGAGCUUAUCUCCUGUUGAGACCUCGGCGUUCCUGCGGUUCGCUCCCGGGUACUUUAGCAUCAUGGCCGAGGCAUUGUUCCAUGACCUGCCGUCUGUGAUUGCCAAGAUGCUAGGAUUUUUCCAAGUCAUCAUCAAGAACCCGACUACAGGCACGGAUAUCAAGCUCGAUCUUCUGAUGACGGAGAACCUGUUCUACGACCGGUCGCCGACACGAAUUUUCGACCUGAAGGGGUCCAUGCGCAACCGUAAGAUUCAGUCAACGGGCGAGCAGAAUGAAGUCUUGCUGGACGAGAACAUGGUCGAAUACAUCUAUGAAUCGCCGUUGUUUGCGAGAGAGCAUUCCAAAAAGCUUCUCCGAGCGUCAGUUUGGAACGACACGCUGUUUCUUGCCCGGCAAAACGUGAUGGACUAUUCGUUGAUGAUUGCGGUUGACGAAGAGAGGAAGGAGCUGGUAGUGGGCAUCAUUGACUGCAUAAGAACGUAUACGUGGGACAAGAAGCUUGAGAGUUGGAUCAAGGAUCGAGGGUUUGCGGGCGGUGGUCGAAACAGACCAACUGUGACGAGCCCAAAGGAGUACAAGUCCCGCUUUAGGGAGGCAAUGGCAAGAUAUAUCCUCCAAGCCCCCAACUGCUGGCACUUGUUCAACAACCCACAGCUUUCUACAAACUACAGCCGCGCCAGAUUCGAGGAGCCGGAAGCUGCUGCGCCAUGA